AUGCACUACUUCCAGGAGUCGUCUGAUUGCAGGGCCAUGUUUGAUAUCCUUUCCAGCCACAUUGAUGAAUCCGCAAUGUUUAUAAAGGGCCCCAUGGGCAUGGAUAGUCUUGAAUUCAUAACUGGAGUCCGUGUAGAUUGUGACCCGUUGACCUACGGACAACUCCAGUGCCCGUGUCAGGGCCACAACGCGCCCAGUCCCGUCUGCCCCCCCCCCCCGGGGCUCCAUGGCAUCUACGGCGAGUGCCGGCGGCUGUACCCAGAACAGCCCAACCCCUUGCAGGUCACCGCCAUCCUCAAGUACUGGUUAGGUGGACCUGAUCCUCUGGACUACGUCAGUAUGUACAGGAACUUGGGGAGUCCAGCCCUAGAUGUUCCUGAACACUGGCACUAUGUGAGCUUUGGAUUAAGUGAUUUGUAUGGCGACAACAGAGUACACGAGUUUACUGGGCCAGAUGGGCCAAGUGGUUUUGGAUUUGAACUUACAUUUCGACUUAAGCGUGAAACAGGGGAAUCUGCACCACCUACGUGGCCAGCAGAGUUAAUGCAAGGCUUAGCUAGAUAUGUCUUCCAAUCAGAAAAUACAUUUUGUAGUGGUGAUCAUGUAUCAUGGCACAGUCCACUGGACAACAGUGAAUCCAGGAUCCAGCAUAUGCUGCUGACUGAAGAUCCACAAAUGCAGCCAGUUCAGACACCAUUUGGGGUUGUUACUUUCCUCCAGAUUGUUGGGGUCUGCACAGAAGAACUUCAUGCAGCACAGCAAUGGAAUGGACAGGGUAUAUUAGAGCUGCUUCGGACUGUUCCUGUAGCAGGAGGCCCAUGGUUAAUAACGGACAUGCGGCGUGGAGAGACCAUAUUUGAAAUUGAUCCACACUUGCAAGACAGAGUUGAUAAAGGGAUUGAGACAGACGGUUCAAACUUGAGUGGUGUCAGUGCUAAAUGUGCCUGGGAUGACCUUAGCCGACCUCCAGAGGAUGAUGAAGAUAGUAGAAGUAUCUGUAUUGGCACACAUCCCCGACGACUGUCUGGGAAAGAUACAGAACAAAUCAGGGAGACUCUGCGAAGGGGUCUUGAGAUUAACAGCAAGCCUGUUCUGCCACCAAUUAAUACUCAGAGACAGAAUGGUCUGAACAAUGAUAGAGCACCGAGUCGCAAGGACAGUUUAGAAAGUGAGAGCUCAGCAACAAUUAUUCCUCAUGAGUUGAUUCGUACAAGGCAGCUUGAGAGUGUACACCUGAAAUUCAACCAGGAAUCAGGAGCGUUAAUUCCACUGUGUUUAAGGGGCAGACUGUUGCAUGGACGGCACUUUACAUACAAAAGUAUUACAGGGGAUACGGCAAUUACUUUUGUAUCAACGGGAGUUGAAGGGGCCUUUGCUACAGAAGAACAUCCUUAUGCAGCACAUGGACCAUGGCUACAAAUCCUGCUGACUGAAGAAUUUGUGGAAAGAAUGCUAGAAGACCUAGAAGAUCUGAAUUCUCCAGAGGAAUUCAAACUUCCAAAGGAGUAUAGUUGGCCUGAAAAGAAACUGAAAGUCUCCAUCUUACCUGAUGCUGUAUUUGACAACCCACUCCAUUAAAGAUGACUGACGCCCACAAGCAACAGCUUACUGUAUGCUGCCCAGUGACUCAUGGGAUAAUUAAAGCAGUGAAAGCUCUUCCUACAAAUAAGAGGAUGUUGCUCCAUAACCACUGCAAACAGAGGAGGAGUUACUCAAUAGCAGAGUCCAGCCAGAACUGAAUCCUGGUAUAUGGCUUUCUCCUUUUCAUCAUGACUGAACUCUGAACACCCUGCAUACAAAUGCGUAUAUAAGAGUGAGAGAAGUAUUUAACUAUGAAUAAUAGUGAUAAGAAUUCUUUCCCUCUUUUAGCUGGCUCCAGAUCUCCCUGCUGCCUUAGCUCAGGAUUUAUGCCCCUCGUCUACCUUUAGCCACACAUUUUUCUGGUGUCCAGUGGUUUAGAUGUAUGUUCCACAACUCAGAAACCAUUUUUAUCUAGGUAUCUCCUAAACAGAAUUCUUUAUUCAUUGAGAAUUCUUAUUGCUCCACAAAGGAUAUGGCAUUUCACCACAUGCAUGUGAACUGAAGAAAUACUGCGGUGAAACUUGGUAUGCUUUAAACUGAGAGAAACAGUCUGUGCUGUUAUGUCUCAGGCUUUAUCUGCCGCAUUAGUGCAAACAAAGGCAGUUGCGUUCUGUGCUAAUGCUUAAAUAUGUGAAUUCUGGAGAAGUGAUGUUCUCUGCAUUAGACUAAAUUGGAGGAGAUGGAAUGUUUUUCUACUUUUUAAAGUGCCAAAUUGUCAUCAAACAUUUCUCUUGAUAGAUUUGGCCCUCCUCCUGCUUCCUGGUUUUCAGCUUGUUUCACUUUUCUUGAUGAUGUUGGUUAAUAUGCUGUGAUGUCAUAGAGGUGCUUGCCAACUUGACCCAGGUAACUGAGUGCUUAAAGGGUAUUUUAGCGCUGACCUGAGGCCUUUGAGCAUCUUGCUUGAAAUUAGCAUACCUCUGUUCACUUUGCGUAGAGAAGAUAACUCAUGGCUCAGAUGUUGGGAGCCUUCUUAGAGAAGAAUGCCCUGCUGUGCAAAAUUGUGCAUAUUUACUGGAAAGCAUUUUCAGCUGCCUUUGUUGGUGCUUACUCUUAGAUGCAUGUGCAAGGGAUCCAUAACAUUAAGCCCAUCUCUCAAUUGGCCAUGGGCAAAGAGUCCCAAAAAGUUCUCUUUACCAAUAAAGUAAAAAUUAAAAAUGUUGAGUUCCCCCCCCCCCGCACUCUUGAACCAUGGCAGAAAGCCAGAAAGUGUCCAUACAUAAUGGGUAGAUGGCUUGUCAGACUCAUGUGCAGUCUUGGUGCAGGCAUUUAUUGUGAUACUACUUCCUGUCUGAAAUUUGUUAUAAAGUUCCACCAAACUUUUCAGUCUCAUUGCAAAGAAAUAACAAAUGAUCCAUUAAUGAAAAGAUCCCUGGGAGACUAUUGCUUCACCACCUCUGAAAAUGUAAAGCUUUCCACAGAGCACGUAUUUGUGCUGAAGUUGUAGUGUUUUAUUUUUAAUUCACAUAUUUGGGGAGACAUACGUUUUAUUUUAAUGAUUCAGACUGUUCUCAAAUGUACAUGCAAACACAAAUUAUAAUUUUCAGAGUUACUGCCUGGUUUUGGGACUGCUAGUCUCUGAAAUACAGACCUUGCCAUUGUGCCUAUAGACAACUGAACUUCCUAGAGACAAAAGAACCACCUCCUUAACUCCCUAUCCUAACCCUGCAGAAAAAAACCAAAAAAGACAGCAAGGACAGGAGUAUAUCCAAACAAAGGAUUAAUUUUGGGAAAGAAAAUACAGUGAUUAUUUUCUUUUCUUAAAAGCCUCAUGGAAAUUGACUAUCAUUCCAAAUAGCUUGUUCACUUGGCAAGCUGGUUUUGUUUUCUGUAGGAAUUUUGUCGAGAGGGGAGCAGUGCAAAAAAAAUUUCUGUGCUGGCUUUCUUGGUUGAAAGCUAUGAGUCAAAAUGGCCGCUUUGCUGACUUUUCUUUUAAAAACUGUGGGCCUGUUCCCAACCACAUGUUUAGUUGUCCUACUCUGAAGCUAACAACCUGGGGGAAGAGUUGCAUUGGCAAAAAUAAGUUUUUUUGUUUUUAACUUAUAGAAAAACCUCCUUAAAGAGAAUUAGCAUCCAUUCUCCUGUGAGGAACUAUGUGGUUGACAGAUGAUAAUUUUGAAACAGACAAAUGGCCUUUGAGCAUUAUGUAGUUUCGAAGGGACUGUUACAUUGUCCAUAGGUUCCCUUGGGAAAUACUAGGACCUUAGCUUUUUAGUUAAAAUAAAGCAAACUUUGGGAUGGGAUGAUACACUAGUAUGUUUGAUAGAUACAUAGAAUGAAGGGCUGGAUGUCACUGUUUUAGAUUGUUAUGCUUUGGAAGCUGAUGAGGCUGUCAUGCUGUAUUGAUCCCAAUUCAAAGUCUAAGUUAAUGCAAGCAGAAUUAAUUAGGGAUGGAGUGUUGCAGUGUUCAAGCAGGCCAAGCAAAGUGUCAUAGUAGAAUCUCACAGAGACACUUUUUUUAAAAAAACCAAACCUUUAGCCUUCACUUGUAAUGCUGUCACUUGCAUGUUAUUGCCAGGGAUCUUACACAUUGUCUGCACAGAGGAGUCUCUUUGACCUAGCUUUUACAAGCAGCAGCUAAAGUAAAUCUCUUCUUGACUGUACCACUUGGAACUGCAUUCUCAAAUAAUUGCAUGCUCCUCUCUACCACCCCCCAAACCUCUGAUAUACAAAACUGUUGUGUCAAGGAGAAACUUGGGCAAGAAUCCUGCUCCCUGACAACUGUCUGCCUACAUGCGGGAGGAAUAUUCAGUUGUGUAAUCUCAUGGAGUUGUUUCCAAAGACAAGACAACCAGAACUUGGGAAUCUGUGCAGCUGCUUGAAAAUCUUGGAAAUCUUGUGCAACUGCUUUGACAGUCUCGGAAAUCUUGUGUUUGUGGUGGCUCUCUAGUGAGUCCUUGCAUAGCUACGUUCUCCCAUUCAUCCCUCUGCAUGGUUGACCCUUUCACCACUUCUCUCUGUUGAUAAAGACCUGAGAGGUUUUCUGUCCAAGGAAUGAAAUAUGUGACAUCUGAGGCCAGAUUCGUUGUUCUUCCCAAGGGAAAUACAUGGAAUACUACGUAAUACUAAACUUGACUACAGAAUUCUUGUGUAUUUCUUGAGAAGGGUCCUGUUAAUUUCAGCUCAUAAGUUUGCUACAAAAGUUGGGUGGAUUUUAUGCUCCACCAUAGCAUGUUUAAUCUCUAGUGCUGCAUGAGUAUUCCUUUGUGGAGGAAAAUAAUUGACCUUGCAGUAUCUUUAUUUAAACUUUAAAAACGAUUGUUUGGUAUGACUUGCAGAAAGAACAUUCCGAUUUCAUAUCUGCUAGAAACUACCCACAAAUUAUGUCUUGGCAAAUCAAAGGUAAAGUGCCCUGAUGCACGUUUGUUUAAUCAGUAACAGUUUAUGGCAGUUUUUGCUGGGAGCUCUUCUUGUUAGCUCCCCAGAAGACGUAAUAGAAUGGCCUGGGUCUCUCCAAUUGAUCGUGUAUCAGUAACUUUUCAUGGGCAAACACUUAGACACUGUGGAUAGUUGUGCUGGCCAUUUUUCCCCAAAAGUUGGGAGGAAGAGUUUGCUGAGCACUCUUGCUCUCCGCCUACUAGUCACUGAAGUGGUUUGCAAGGAAACGAACUCUGGCUGCUCUUCAGUUGGUUUGCACCUGCUGCUUAAUCUCUCCAGCACCUGGAGCUGUAAACACCCUUCCUGCCUCACUGCAACAAUUAUUAACUUUCAGUGCAGCUGUUGCACCAGGCAUGUGCCAGGACAGUAAAAAACUAGCCACUAAAGUAAAUGGUAACAAAAGGCUCAUUCUGAAGUGUUUGCUAAUCUAGUGUGAGUAUAAUAGUAAGAGAGUAUAAUAAGAAGGAGCAGCAAAAGUUUGUGUGAGAAUGCUGGUCAGAUGAAGUGCAAGAGAUAAGUAGAGAAACAGAAUCUUGUGGCUGGUGUUUGGCCCAAAGUGCUGUUGUGCUCAGGAGCUGGACUCCAGGAAAGUAACUGAGUUUUGUUGUUGUUGUUGUUGUUUUGCCAUACAAAGAGCUCCAGGCACAUUCCUCUGUAUCCAACUGUGGCACUGGAACUCCAGGAGAAUUUAGUUGUACAUCAGAACUAGAGUCCAUCUCAUAUGCUGUCUUCUCCAGUGGAUCAAACUUGAGACAAACAAGCUCCUUCAGUCUGAAGCAGAAAAGCCUCUUCAGAGGACUGAUACUUUGGUUGCCCAUGAGAUCACAUAGCUCUCUUCUCUUCCAGAGCACUUUUCAGCAGUCCCACCAACGUGGUUGAGGGUUUUUAAAAAAUCAAUUACCAUACAAUUGUUUAAUACCAUAAUCGUACAAAUAUUUUUUAAAGACUGCUAGAAAGAUAGUGGGAGGGACCAACCUAGCAAGAAAUGUGCGUUCCUAACAAAGGCAGGUACUUGUGUCAUUUGAAGAGCAACAGCACAAGCAAGCUGUUCUGUUUUUAUUUGUGGCCCUCUACACCCUCAGAUUACAUCCGUGUUUUGUUCUGAUACAUGAAUUUAAACCUAGUCUCUGUUCACUGAGUUGAUGUUCUACAUGUAUACUGUAAACCUCUGCAGCAUGUUUUGUGCUGCACCCCCAGCCACCCCACUCUGUUUUGUAGACCUGGAAUUGGAAGGCCUCUGUCUUGCACAUGAAAGCAUGGGCCUCACAUUUGCAGGGAUGCCAAUGACGUCCAGGGGUGCUGCAGGGAUUGCUUCACCUCUCCCACUCUAUUCUUUUAGCAACAGGAGGAAAGCUGUAAACUGCUUUAAAAAGCUCCUUUAUACAUGAUCCAUAAGCACAAAAGCACAGGAAGUAGGGUCAGGGGGCAAAUGUAUUUGCAGAAAUGUGUUUAAUGCCUUGUGACAAAAAAAUGUGUUAAUGUUUAACUUUGCUCUCCCCCAUUUACCACCAUUGUAUUUUAUAGAAAAAGUGAUAAUAGUUUUGUAUGUUGGCAAUCCUGCCUUACUGUGGUAUUUCCUUCCCCACCUUUACUUGUUCUGUCUAUUUCAAAUCCUGCUUUGGUGGGCAUCCAAAAUGUCAAAAAGAAAAUGAGCCUGUAGCAGACGCGAGUUCUAAAAGGAUCCCUAGGCUGACCUGUCUCUCCAGCAAUUAACCUAUGAGCCUUAUGCAUUUGCUGCUGCUUCGUUUCAGAUAUGAUUCUUUUUCUUCUUGAAUUGCUUACAGAGCAUAAAAUAAUAAUAAGUGAUGCAUUACCUUUGUAGUAUCGUUCCAGGGCUGUCAUAAAGGUGUGUCUUUCCUAUUUUCAGCCAGCUGGCUAAUAAGGAGGUUGAAAAAGUAUUUUGAAAAACCCUCUCCACCUCUGUACUUCAUGAGUCACUGCUGAAAUUUGAAGUGUCUGAUAGCCAAAUAACAUAAUUAUCAAUAACAGUAUGUGGGGUAAGUGGUUAAAGGGCUCCAUCAAAUGCCUUUUAAUUUCAGAAAAUUGAUUUUUUUAAAGCCCAAAUAUAGGAAUAUGCUUGCCAGUUGAUCUGGUUUUGUAAACACUUUCUUCUCUCCCUCCUCCCCAUUGUUGCCCUUGCUCUUUUCCUAGUGAAGGUGGAAAUCAACAUGUCUACUGUUGUCUUCCCUGAGGUGGUUGAUGGCAAAGGUCUGCAUCCAUCACUGCUGUUCUACGUAAUAUAGGGAAGAGGGAUGAUAGUAUAUGUUGUUAUAGCAUAGGCACUGCAGUAAGCAAGGAUGACCACUGCCAAACCUAGUUAACAUUUCAAGAAAAUACAGGAGUAUGCCUUACAGGGGCAGCUGGCUCAGGCUUAAGCAGCAUAUCCUUUAAAAGCUGGCCCUUCACCACUGAGUGAUGCUUGAUAAAGACUUCACCUAUCUUAGGGAAAGCAAAACCUUUUAAAGUGAUUAACAAGUGAGUUAAUUCAAAAGAUCCUGUGCUCUUACCAUUUGACGCCUCUAUUUCCUGGAGUGGCAAUUUAUAAUAUCAACAGAACCAAAAUGCCAUUAUGAAGAAGCACCUCAAAAUCAUGAGCCUCAUGGUCUACCCUUAAGCUCCUGUCCUGCGCUGGACCUGGGGGAGAGAGUAUAGCAAAUCCAAACAUUGCUGCAGCUAGAAAUGAUAAAUGAGAGUUUUAUAAAAGGAAUAAAUUGAUGUAGUGCCACACUUCAAGUGAAAGAAGAAUCACCAUUUUCUUGAAACAGUUUUAUCUCCAUAGGAACCAGCUCUGUUGGGGGGGGGGGGGAAUUAAUUGUUUUUUUACUGAGGGAUAGAGCUCUCUUGCUGGUUGUUACUACAAUUCUAUAUUUUGGAUGACUGUAGUGCUAGAGAACUUUGAAUGGAGUUGUUCUGUUGGGGGGGGCUAACCGUUAGACCUUUCUCAACUUUUAAUUCUGACUGCUGUGGCUGCUUGGAUAAGCCUCGGCUAAGGUGAACCUUUUUGUAGUUCAUCUCUGUGUAUGUGUGUUGUUGUCCCUUACAAAACCAUUAAGGACUCUGCAGAAGCCGGUCUGAAAAAGGCUUGCUGUGCCUGCAGUGAGAUUUUCAGUACUUUCUUAGUAUGCCUUUUUUUCUACCAAAAACAAUGGAAACCUAAACUAGGAGAGGUUUCAAAAAUAUUUUAUAUUAGUUUCUAAUGUAUAUUCUUACAGUGUCACAGUGCUGGUGUGUUCACCUGCACGAAGCUACUUUUUGUAAUAUUUUUGUGAAUCACUAAGCUUUCCCCUCCUCCUGUGUAUUCAAGGUGCAUUAAACUUGUUUGCAUAA
This is a messenger RNA of Gekko japonicus, 8283 nucleotides long. It is a transcript of the gene SUFU, whose product is annotated as SUFU negative regulator of hedgehog signaling. The record is from RefSeq and is a predicted model, not a curated record. The transcript has 13 exons. Gene Ontology annotation, molecular function: transcription factor binding. Bases 1 to 1578 code for a protein of 525 amino acids. Gene Ontology annotation, cellular component: nucleus; cytoplasm. Lineage: Eukaryota; Metazoa; Chordata; Lepidosauria; Squamata; Gekkonidae.